Pantherophis guttatus is the source of this 933-nucleotide messenger RNA. The record is from RefSeq and is a predicted model, not a curated record. NCBI's taxonomy places the organism in Eukaryota, Metazoa, Chordata, Lepidosauria, Squamata, Colubridae.
AAUAUAUUUUCUUGCAGGUUAUUUACAUAUACCGAAAUCCAAAAGACACUUUAGUGUCCUAUUUUCAUUUUAUCAACUCAUUCAGGGCAGUGGAAAAUUCAUAUAAUUUGGAGGAAUACAUGGAAAGAUUUUUAUCUGGAAACGUUCCUAGCAGUUUGGUCUUCGAUCAUGUGAAAGGCUGGUAUACACAUCAGAAUGAAUUCAAUAUUCUCUUCCUGUGCUAUGAGGAAAUGAUCCAGGAUCUCAGAGGCACAGUACUUAAAAUAUGUAAAUUUAUUGGAAAAGAGCUGAGCAGCCAGGAAGUGGAUAAAGUUGUGGAGAUGUCUACAUUCAAGAACAUGAAAGCUGAUCCUAGGGCAAAUCAUGUGAAAACAUAUGAACAGUGUUUUGGACAAACAAACGUAAACCAUAUACGCAAAGGAACUGUUGGAGACUGGAAGAAUAUUAUGACAGUAUCGCAAAGUGAAAGGUUUGACAAUAUUUUUCAAGCACAAAUGAAGGAUAUACCUCUCAAAUUCAUUUGGGAUAUAAAAGAAAUACAAUCUACUCAGCAUGGGAAGCGGCAGGAACCUCUCCAGGAGGACAAAGAGCAGAAAUGUUCAACACAACCGUAAUACGUAUAUGCACAGUAGUUUAAGCUAUCACAAUACACCUAUGUAUUUUCUGUAUGUACUUAUGUGUAUUGUGUGCAUAACUGCUUUCUUCUCAAAGUUGUUUCCUGCUUUCCUGCAACCUUAAAAAAACAUGGCUUUCGGGAACCCCAUCUUUUUCUUUUUCAAAAUAUUGAAAACAUCCUAUAAUUUAUCACCACAAAUGGGUCAAGAUAUACCAGAAUGAUUUCAUAAAUAUUUUUCAAUAGAAACAAAUGCUUUGGAGGCUGGGAGAAAUGUCUUUUGUAAUGAGAAGAGAAUAAAGAUAUGCUAAUCAAUUUUU